This is a messenger RNA of Dermacentor albipictus, 6106 nucleotides long. NCBI's taxonomy places the organism in Eukaryota, Metazoa, Arthropoda, Arachnida, Ixodida, Ixodidae. The record is from RefSeq and is a predicted model, not a curated record.
CCGACCGCCUCUCUAGUUUCCUCCUUCCCAGCAUUCCAAGCGUAGCCCCACUCUUCCUCAACAGCGUCGACAUUUUUUCGUGUUUGGGGCGGCUCACUUUUUGCUUCUCGUCCCGUUUUUUUCUUGUGUUUCGUUGCGCACUUGUGCGUGUCUCUCUCCCCUCUUCUAUGCCAUUCGCGUUUCAUGCUCGAGGCGGCAGCAGCAGUGGGGGCAAGCUAGCAGCAGCGGCCGUAGCGGUACAACCUCUCCACAGUGGGAAGUGGCCCGAUUUUUCGGACGGCCGCGUUUAUUUCGGAGAGUCUGCGUAAAGAAAAAGAAGAAGAGAAGCGCGGCCCGCCGGCUCAGAAGUCAGUGAGAAAGAAGAAGCAACGAGAACUCAACGGCAGCAGCAGCAGACUACACGACUGUGCCCGCGAGCAGCCCAAAAAGGUUUCGAGCCAAACGCCGUCGGCGCGCUUGUGCGCUCCGCCUGGAGGUCCCAUGUUUUCGCGCUCUCGGCUGUGAAUAUUCUCAAUGUGUGUGGUGCGUGGUUGUUGAUGGGUGCGCGCGUGGCAUCUGCUGCUCUGCUGUGAUCCCGUCGCAGCAUCUCCGCGCCGACGUGCGGCCAAGACGUUGGCGACGUGAGAAAACAACGCAGAGACGGUGGCUGUGGUGCGUGUGACUAGGCUAGUGCGGGUGUGCUUCUCCCCGGCGAAGGAGAUCGUCGUCGACUACGGCGCGGAGGAUCGGUCGUCUGCCUGCCUUCGGUUGCUGCAGGCAAAGUUAGCAUGAUUGCCGCAGCGGGCCGGCAGCAGCAGCGCCCUGCAAUCUGACGGGACGGCGUCCCAUGCUUUCCGUGCGCGGUGCGAAUGCUUUGCGUGUCGCGUCGACGACUUCGUGCAGCUAGAGGCGGCGACGACGCUUGCCAGUGCCAGUCCAGAUAUGCGAGUUGCGGCGGGCACCUAGCACUGCUCGCUACUAGCAGGCGCUUUUUCCCGCCGUGGCUAGCAGGAGGGCCCUGCCGGCAGCGAUGAAUACCUCCUCGCUCAAGUCUUCGACGACCGAGUGCCGCAAGUUUGCGCCCAACAUAUUCAACAAGUCCAAGUGUCAAAACUGCUUCCGAACCAAGGAUGCCCACUCGGCGGAGGCGCUGGAAAGCAACCGGGCCACCCGGAAAGUGUCGACCUGUGGCUACUUGUUCGUGGCUCCCGACUGGGACUUCUCGCAGGCGGUCAAUCGGACGAGGAGGUGGCAGAGGCGCUGGUUUGUCCUCUACGAUGACGGAGAACUUACUUACUCUGUGGAUGAGCAUCCGAACACAAUCCCGCAGGCGGUGAUUGACAUGACCAAAGUGGUGGCCGUGGCUCACGCCGAGGAGCUCACUGGAAACCAGUUCUCCAUUGCCAUCACCACGCCAGACAAGGUCCACUUUGUCAAAGGCACUGGUCGCGAUGACAGCAAGUGGUGGUUCGACGUGCUGUCCCAAUUUCCGAGCAACAUGGUGCGCAGCAAGAACAAGCACAAUGCUUGCAAUCUUGCGCUUGCGAAGUCAGCGCCUUCUGUCAACAUCCUGUCAUGCCAGAACCAGUAUGAAGACCGGGGACUUGGAAACAGGGAGAACUAUCGCAACGGCACGAUAGAAAUGCAGCCCACGCAGCAGCCACUGGAGAUUCGAAGCAAUGGCACGACAAACGUGGUCUCAACGAACAACCGUGAGGCACAUGUUCCACAUAAUGGAGUGCCACUCUGCAGGCUUGACAGUGGUGGGAGCAACAGCAGCAGCAGCGUGGCUGCCUACACCGACGCGGAUGCGCUCGCCAAGAGCCGGAGCCGUCGCUACCUCAAGCGGGAAAGCCGGGGACUCAAGAGCCAGCGGAGCCGUUCGGACGGGGUAGCCAAGAUGGUCCCCGCCUCCCGCGCGUCCGAGCUCCUGCCGGCGGAGUGGGCCGGGGAGCGGGACCACCCGCGGAGCGGAUCCAGCGGCAGCCCGCCUCCGUGCCCGUUCCUGCACAACCCCGUCUACCUUCUCCUGGCUGAGCCACACGCGAAGCCCAGUGGUGGCACCAAAGAUACCAAGACAAAUGUGUCGAUGGCGCAGCAGCUUCUGCUGAGCCGUUGGCAGAACGAGACCAAGAGCUUGCCACCGUCGCCCAACCUGCUCCACCAGGAGAAUCACCGCUCGUGGCGAUCGGGCGAGAAUUCGCGGCGGGACGGGGGCGAUGGGGGCUGCGCCGUGCCCCACUCGCCGCCUUGUCGCGACGUGCCGCAGUGGAACGUGGUGCUGCCUGGCGGCGGGAGUUCUCAGGAAAAGCAUGCGUCACGAGGUGUUCCCGACGGCUGUGGUCAGGGAAGUGGCACGCUGGAUGCCACGGCAUGUGACGGUGGGAUCAGCCAGCUCAUAGGUGACAGUUUGCCUGAGGAUCUGUUUGUCAAGAAAGGCUGGCUGAUGCGGCUUGGCCCAGAUGGUGAAUGGUCGAAACACUGGUUCGUACUUCGAAACACCUCGCUGACGCACUUCAACGACCCAUCAGCGGAGGACUCUGGCGACCCAAGUGCCACCCUGGACCUGCGAAUCGUACGCGAAGUCAAAGAGGUCGAUUUGGAUCGCAACUACGCCUUUGUCAUUAUGCUGUGGGAAGCGGACGAGGUCAUCCUCUGUGCCGUGACUGCCGGAAUUCGCACCAACUGGGUACAGGCAAUUCGUCAGGCAGUGAGGAACCGCAGCAGCAUGAGCAUCCUCUCUAAAGACGCACCGGCGCCCGGUCUGGUGACAGCGACAUCGGCGGUGAUGACGACAGCCGCGCAGGUGGCGGCACCGUCUCCUUCGCCAGCACCGCCCAACCUCCCUGCCCUCGAAGGACGGCCUCCCCACGAGACCUCAUCGAGCGACGACCACUCCGAGUAUUUCUCCAUCGUUGACGAGGACGAGGAAGAUGUUGUGGAGGACCCGUCGCGGACUCUUCCGCCGUCCCCGCCGCUCAACCGUACGGCUAUAUCGAGGGUGAAAGAACGAGCCAGGUCCCGGUCGAACUCGCGGUCUCGGCAGAGCCGGCGGCUUCGGUCGCCGCAGCCAACUCAGGGUGGCGAGCCAGUCGGUGCUGGUUUGUCGCACGAACCGGACGAGAUGGCUCGCAGCGACCGUUCGAGCAGCUGGGAUCCCACUGUGGGCAUGGAUGUCGUGGAUUCGAAGCCUCCUCCUGACACGAGCCGUUCUGCCACACCUUCGAAAACUGAUGCAACUACCUCUACUAGUGUUACUCUGACGGAUGCCGCACCAGCCUCUGCACGGAGGCCUCCAGUGGCACGAACGUCUCGUCGAUCGUCAUCCCUGCGGGAGCUUCGAACGAAAAAGCUAGAGUCACGGUGCUCUGAGCUGGAAGACCAACUGAGGGCACGCGACCGUGAGCUCGGACAGCUGAGGAGUAUACCACACGGAGGCGCAAGCUUUCUUCUGAGAGGCUUGCCCAACGACGAAGUGCUGACGCGCUCUCUCGAAAGCCUGGGGACAUUCCUCACCGCCAGCGUUGAAAAGUUGAGCAGGCUUAAAGAGCAGCUGCGGAAAGCCGCGGAAGAAGGAGGGACUGGCACUGAGAGCCUGCGGAACAUCUGGGGAGAGCUGGAGACCCUUAUCUCUGAGAACAGCCGGCGGGUCGAGGCAACGACACGAGCCCUGCGUCACUCUGCCACCUUGGAGGUGGAAGGAAAGCUGGCCCGCGCUGCGGAAGAAGCAUGGGUGCUUCGACGCGAGCUGAAGAGAUCGCAGGACGCGUUCGACGACCUCGAACUUCGUUGCCUUGCGCUCAAGCGGGAUGCCAAGAGCGCUGAGGAGCUGCAUGCUUCCCAGCUAGCGCUGAUGACUGCUCGCAUCGAUGACCUCACGGCGAAGCUUGCCCUGUCGGAGAAGGCACAGCGCCAGCUGCGACAGAGACUGGCACGUGCCGAUUCCAAGCAGGAGAAGCGGCGACUCUCGCUGAAGGGCAAGGAGGCUGCCGCUGCAGCAGCUGCAGCAGCGGCGAGCCCAUCGAAAGAGCUCGAGGUCAAGCUGACGCACCUGGAGCACAAGCUUGCGCUUCUGGAGGAGGCGUUCCAGGGUCCCGUCAACGAGGCUGCAUCCGACGCUUCUGCCCCGGAUGACCUCAGCACCGACACACCGACAGGUCGAAGGUCAUCCCUGGACAGCCUCUCAGGCGACCAGCAAAGCCUCCUGCUUCGUGUCCAGCUCAUGGACCAGAGGCUCCAGUCUGCCUUGGAUCAGCCAAAGCAUUUGGCACGGCCUCGGAUAUGCCUUCAGACGGAAGCUCUAGACGGAGGUGGGGCUGGUGACGGAUGGAGUAGCUUGUCUCUGGCAACAAGUGUCACAGACCUCCGGCUCCCAGAACACGGUGGCGAAUCGCCUCCGGCGAGUUACCGUGACUGUCUAGAUUCAUUAGAUGCAAGGCUUGAUUCACUCCUGGAAUGGCUGCACGAGGCACUUAUCUCACUUCGUGAAGCAGGUGUGAUGGGUUCUUUUCCCAAGCAUCUCGUAGACCGCAUAGGUACCAGGGACACGACAAUGGAUGAGAGCAACAAGGACCGCUUGGUGAGGAACCUGGCGCUCUUGCAACACAUCGGCUCGAAGCUAACAAUAGCAGCGGGCUUUGAUGCGCACUUCUUUGGUAACUUAGCCACGCACCUCAGAGAGACGUCUCUCAUCCUCUUCGCUCUCGAGGAGAGGCUUGAUCAAGUGGCAUGCUCACACGACCUCAGGCUAGUCACCUCCGGAAAUAACAAGUCAUGGGACCCAUUGGGAGAAGCCACAGGUCACUGCCAACUCACAGAACUCGAGAGCUCGCGAGGAACUGAAGGCGUCGCCGCCGAGGUCGAGGAGCUUUCGUCGCGCCUCAAGUCACUGGGCAGCGCGGCAGAGCGCUUCAACAAGAGCCGUCAGGUACUGGUCGUUCAGAGGCUCUCCGAGUGCCUCGACAUCCAUCCAACGUCGGACCUCGAGCCAGACGCCCUUCAGAACGUGGCGGAGCAGGAAGCUGUGCUGGGCGCAGUCAUGGAGGCGCUGUCGGCGGCGAGGGCCCACGUCAGCGACAGCCUUUGUCAAAGUCUUUGCUCAACCUCAGGGACCGUUUCAACAUCGUCGGCAGAUGCAGCGUCGCUGUUGAGGCAGCUAGAGGGCGCCAUGAGGCAGGAAUUUCUGAAGGUGCGCAGAGAACUGCGAGCUUCGUGCCUGGCCGAGCUGGAGAGCUACUGCUCGGCAAACCUUCCGCGCGACCUUCUCAACAGAGAGCUGGUUCCUGUAGUCCGCGACCUCGCCACCGCAAACUGCAUCUCGGCGGUGCUGAGGGCGUAUGUAUCUCAUGUUGAGGAGGCCGUUCGGCAGUGCACGAGGGCUCUGCGUCAAGACGAGCAGGCAGCGGCUUCUCCGUCUGCAGACGACGCAACGGAGAAGUCGGUGCAGGAGCUGUGCAACAGGGCUGCAGCCGUGGCAGAAGGUGCGCCGUCUCUGCUGCGUUCCUGGCUGACACAGUGCCUCGCGGAGGAGGAGCUGCACGAGCUGGGCGCAGGCGUGGCCUGCGUGAAUUCGACCACGGACGUUACGGACGCACUGGAGCGGCUGAGCCUGAGGCUACGUGAAGAGCGGGAGGGUCACAGGCAGCGGGUACUGGCAUUGCAAGACCGCCUGGAUGCUACGCAGCGGGACUGUGAACGCCUCCUCAAGGCCGGUUGUGCCACCUGUCGAGGCCUCCGGGAGCAGACAAAGGCGUUGGCACAGCGGGCAACCGAGCUGGAACGUGCUGCUCGAGACGGAACCCUGUGUGAGCGCUGCCCAGCGCAGCAGGAGCAGCUGAGGCACCUCGCCAAGGAGCAUUCCCGCGAGCUUGCCGAACACGAGGCCUCGGCUCAAGAGGAGUUCCAGGGGCGCAUUCGCUGUCAGGAAGCCAACCACCAGAGAGAAGUCCAGCGGCUAGAGGCUGAGCUGCAGGCAGCAAAGAACCAGCUACAGCGUCUUCAGGAGGAACAAGAGGAGCGCAUCGGCAGCCUGCGAGAACUGUACCAGCAGAAGCUGUCCCAGGGUUUGGAGGCUGUCGAUGCCGAGGCCGUGCGGCAGCGGUGUCGGCCGGAGAUGGAGCAGCUCAAG